CUAUAUUGAUAUCUCCUCAUAAAAUUGAUAAAAUUCGCUCAAAACAAAAGUUUUAUAUCACGCAAAAGAUAAUGGAUAAGAUGCAUUGUUCUAUCAAUCAUAGUUGCAUUUUUCCACUAAUACAUUGUGUAGCGCGUGUAAACACGAGACGAGCUACUGAUAAAACCUUGUACAUACAUCCUUUGUUAUAUCACAUCUGACAAGAAAAUGGGAAGAAACGGACGAUGGAAAUGAUAAGGCGCGAUCGUUUGCACUGCGCAACCUCCGCGGAAUUUUUGAUUGUCGCGGCGGCUCGUAUAUUUAGCGAGCUUUCGACUUCGCUAAACAGUACGUUCGAUACACGAUGAUAACUCGAGUGAUUGGAGCAGCUUCAUCGUGCAUCUAGGCAUCCGCCGAGCCCUGCACCUGAGGACUUCAGUCAGUUUCAUUUGAGAGUUAUGCCACAUAACAAUAUUCAGCUAACGUAUCGUCUUCACAAGCACCGAAGAAUUAAGAGCAGUCACUCGAUUAAAUAGCAAUAAACUUGAACAGAAAGGGAGAAACGAAAGUAUCAAAGAUCGAGCGCACUUCGUUAAUCCGUUACUUUUAUAACGUAUACAGCGACUCGAAAGGAAUUUGAUCAAGAAGAGAGGCAUUAAAGUUUUCCUUGCAUACUCUCAUAACUUCCAAAAAAGAUUGCGAGAAACAUUUGCUUUGAAUGAUCUGUUAUCUGCUACAAUAUUGAGCGUUGAAACUAAAUUUAAAACUCAACAAGUAACAGACCUUUGCAAUAUCUUAAAAAAUGAGUGUUCUGCGUCAGCUAUUAUUUGGUAAAUAUUUAUUAGUUACCAAUACCGUAAGCUGCGGCUUGAUGAUGGCGACGGGAGAUUUAAUCCAACAGCGUAGAGAGCACUGGAAAAAAUAUUGUUCCCACAAAUAUUUCCCCGGCAGCGUUAUGGCAGCAUCACCGGAAGAGACAACGGCAACUUUUAGCGCAUCUGCUUACGAUCAUGAUUAUACACGAACCAAGAAUAUGAUGGUCGUGGGGCUGCUUCAAGGCCCGUUUCAUCAUUGGUUUUACACCAUCUUAGAUAGAGUGUUGCCAGGUAAAAACGCAAAGUCGAUUCUUAAAAAAACACUUCUUGACCAGUCGAUCGCAAGUCCCGUCUGCCUGACGAUAUUUUUCAUCGGCCUCGGGGUCAUGGAGAGUCGUAAAAUCGAAGAGAUGUGGAAGGAGCUAAAACUGAAGUUUUGCGAUACGUGGAAAGUUGAUUGUUGUUUCUGGCCUCCCACACAAUGCAUCAAUUUCCUCUUUGUGCCUUUACAUUAUCGAGUACUUUAUAUAAAUCUUCUGACGACGGUCUACGACAUUUUUCUGUCAUAUAUUAAAUAUGACGCACAUUUCGAGUAAUAAGAAGAAAUCUCACGAGGCUAGUCUGGUGAAAGGAAUAUAAUAAAUUGUAUAUAUCAUAUGUGUGUUUAUUAAUAUUAUAAUAAACGUAAAAAUAUGUAAUA
Ooceraea biroi (clonal raider ant) is the source of this 1494-nucleotide messenger RNA. RefSeq names its product mpv17-like protein 2. Lineage: Eukaryota; Metazoa; Arthropoda; Insecta; Hymenoptera; Formicidae. Gene Ontology annotation, cellular component: cytoplasm; membrane; mitochondrion. The record is from RefSeq and is a predicted model, not a curated record. Gene Ontology annotation, biological process: mitochondrial ribosome assembly.